Messenger RNA from Felis catus (domestic cat), 1456 nucleotides. Its product is annotated as DLA class I histocompatibility antigen, A9/A9 alpha chain-like. Gene Ontology annotation, biological process: immune response; antigen processing and presentation of endogenous peptide antigen via MHC class Ib; positive regulation of T cell mediated cytotoxicity. Lineage: Eukaryota; Metazoa; Chordata; Mammalia; Carnivora; Felidae. Gene Ontology annotation, cellular component: external side of plasma membrane. The record is from RefSeq and is a predicted model, not a curated record. Gene Ontology annotation, molecular function: signaling receptor binding; peptide antigen binding.
CCCCAGACCUCGAGGAUGCGGGUCGUGACGCCCCCAACUCUGCUCCUGCUGCUGACCCAGACCUGGGCGGGCUCCCACUCCCUGAGGUAUUUCUACACCGCGGUGUCCCGGCCCGGCCUCGGGGAGCCCCGCUUCAUCGCCGUGGGCUUGGACGACACGCAGUUCGUGCGGUUCGACAGCGACGCCCCGAAUCCGAGGAUGGAGCCGCGGGAGCCGUGGGUGGAGCAGGAGGGGCCGGAGUAUUGGGACGAGCAGACGCGGAACGCGAAGGACACCGCACAGAGUUUCCGAGUGAACCUGAACACGAUGCUCCGCUACUACAACCAGAGCGAGUCCGGAUCGCACAACAUCCAGUGGAUGUAUGGCUGUGACUUGGGGCCUGACGGACUCCUCCUCCGCGGGUACACUCAGUGGGCCUACGAUGGCGCGGAUUACAUCGCCCUGAACGAGGACCUGCGCUCCUGGACCGUGGCGGACACCGCGGCGCACAUCACCCGCCGCAAGUGGGAGGUGGCCGGUGCAGCGAAGGACUGGAAGAACUACCUCGAGGGCACGCUCGUGGAGUGGCUCCUCAAGUACCUGGAAAACGGGAAGGAGACGCUGCUGCACGCAGAAUCUCCCAACACACGCAUGACCCGCCACCCCAUCUCUGACCGUGAGGUGACCCUGAGGUGCUGGGCCCUGGGCUUCUACCCUGCGGAGAUCACCCUGACCUGGAAGCGUGAUGGGCAGGACCACACCCAGGACACAGAGCUUGUGGAGACCAGGCCUGCGGGAGAUGGAACCUUCCAGAAGUGGGCGGCUGUGGUGGUGCCUUCUGGAGAGGAGCAGAGAUACACGUGCCAUGUGCAGCACGAGGGGCUGCCCGAGCCCAUCACCCUGAGAUGGGAGCCAUCCUCUCAGCCCUCCAUCCCCAUCCUGGGCAUCAUUGUUGCUGUGGUUGUCCUUGUGGUCACUGUGGUGGUUGGAGCUGUGAUCUGGAGGAAGAAGUGCUCAGGAGGAAAAGGACCAAGCUACUUUCAUGCUGCACGCGAUGACAGCACUCAGGGCUCUGAUUCAUCUCUAAUGGCUCCUAAAUUGUGAGACCUACUGCCUGUGGUGCACUGAGCGAUGCAGGAUCUGUUCACACCCCCACUUAGUGACAUCGAGAUCCCCUGAAUUCCUGCAGAUGGUGUCAGAAUGUGUCUGCAUUCCUAUUAGCAUAUCGUGAGGAUUCAGGAGACUGGCCCCCAUGCCCACCAUGACCCCUCCCAUACUGAUUCAUGUUCUGUCUCCAUUCCUGUCUUUCCUUCAUGUUGGAUUGAGUACUGACGCCUUACUUCCCUACUGAAAAUGAGAAUCCUGAUAGGAAUUCGUGUUUUGUAAUUCUUAGUAUGUGGGCAUGAUGAGGUAAUAAAAGAGAGGAUUUGUAUGGUUGGAAGAGAAAAUAAAUGAAAGCCCUGAACACCUUCCAGAA